GCACACUGGUCAACCAGAUUCUUCUGGGUUUAGCAACUGUCAAGGAAUGAGCUCACGUGACCUGGAAGGCUGGGAGCCAAUCUGGUCAGAGGGCUGUGAGGUAUCAGUUCUGCUCGCUGCGCGGACUUUACCAAGAUGGCCUCGAGGCCUCUGCGCCUCUGUCCUUGGGGGCAGCCAUCUUGGUAAAGGCCAGGCAGGGGGUGGCUCCCGGUAUGACCCGGCUGCAGCCUGGGACCGCAUGGUCAGAGACGACCGCCACCAAAGAUGGGGAGGCGGCGCGUGCUGAGGCGCUGCGUGCAGCUGUUGGUGUCCUCAGCGGAGCUGGGGUGGCGGGGCCGAGGGAGGAGGAACGCGGGCGGAGGGCGUAGGGCGGCUGGGCCCGCGGAGCCGAGGCCCUCAGGCGAGGAGACGCGACGCAGCGCGCGCCUGCCCGCCCUCCGCGCAAGCUUCUCACCGAGGGACAUGGAUGAGUAUGAGGACAGCCAGUCUCCAGCGCCAAGCUAUCAGUAUCCAAAAGAAACACUGAGAAAGCGCCAGAAUUCAGUGCAGAAUUCAGGAGGAAGUGUGUCUUCUAGGUUCUCCAGGAAAAGCUUCAAGCUGGAUUACAGACUAGAGGAGGACGUAACUAAAUCAAAGAAAGGAAAAGACGGGAGAUUUGUUAACCCAUGGCCAACAUGGAAAAACAUCUCCAUCCCGAAUGUGCUCAGAUGGCUGAUAAUGGAGAAGAAUCACAGCGGCGUUCCAGGUUCCAAAGAGGAACUUGACAAAGAGCUCCCAGUGCUUAAGCCAUAUUUUAUCAGUGACCCUGAAGACGCUGGAGUGAGAGAGGCUGGCUUACGAGUCACGUGGCUGGGACAUGCGACGCUGAUGGUGGAAAUGGAUGAGCUCAUCUUCCUCACGGACCCCAUGUUCAGCUCCCGUGCCUCCCCCUCGCAGUACAUGGGUCCGAAGCGGUUUCGCCGUCCCCCGUGUUCAGUAAGCGAACUCCCCACGAUAGAUGCUGUCCUCAUCAGUCACAACCACUACGACCACCUAGACUACGGCUCGGUCCUGGCGUUGAACGAGCGGUUCGGCAGCGAGCUGAGGUGGUUUGUGCCGCUGGGCCUUCUUGACUGGAUGCAGAAGUGUGGCUGCGAGAACGUGAUUGAGCUGGACUGGUGGGAGGAGAAUUGCGUCCCUGGUCACGACAAGGUCACCUUCGUCUUCACGCCUUCCCAGCACUGGUGCAAAAGGACCCUCCUGGACGACAACAAGGUUCUCUGGGGCAGCUGGUCCGUGCUAGGGCCUUGGAGUCGAUUCUUCUUUGCUGGGGAUACUGGCUACUGCCCCGCUUUUGAAGAGAUUGGAAAAAGGUUCGGUCCUUUUGACCUGGCGGCUAUACCCAUCGGAGCUUAUGAACCAAGGUGGUUUAUGAAAUACCAGCAUGCAGACCCAGAAGAUGCUGUAAGGAUUCACAUUGACCUUCAAACAAAGAGAUCUGUGGCAAUCCACUGGGGGACUUUCGCCUUAGCUAAUGAGCAUUACCUAGAGCCACCAGUGAAACUGAAUGAAGCUCUCGAGAGAUACGGACUUUCCUGUGAGGAUUUCUUCACACUGAAGCAUGGAGAGUCGAGAUACUUGAAUACUGACGAGAGAGCUUUUGAAGAAACAUGAAACUAGGAAUUUUCAGUGACGACAAAAGACUAAGAAAUUCACAAAUAUUAUGACACUUUUCACAUGGAAACAAUUUCUGCAAGUGUGUGUUUUGUUUUAUAUUAUUACUUGCCAAUUGAUAAGACUAGCUUACAUAGAUUGUGGGAGUCUAGGGAUGGGUUAUUUAAGAAACUGUCCAAUAUAGACUUUAAAAAAAUCAUACCAAUGAUACAAGCAUUGCAAAAUAUUGUUUUUUAUCAAAACAUUAUAUUUUAGUGGCAGUAAAAUUUCUGAGGUUGUGAAAAACUGACAUUAAAGUUCCAUUUCUUUUUCUAUUGGGGGCUUUCUACAAAGAGUCAUGCUUACCUCUCUAGAUUUUACACACACACACACACACACACACACACACACACACACACACACACCACACACACACCUUUCUUAUAUUUAUGUAAUGAUAAACUUGACUUCCACAUGGUAAUAAACUGCUGGUCGUGGUGAUGCACACCUGCAGUCCAGCACUCCAAAGAAUAAGGCAGACAGGUGACAAGUUAUAAGUUCAAGGCCAGCUAGAGCUACAAGUGAGAGAAGAAAACAUUAGCUUACGUGCCAAAUGUUAAGUGAUUUUAUUUUGUUAACCAUAAGAACAUAGUUGUUUGGGCUAAAUUUAUUGUUUUUUAAAGUAGUUUUUUUUUUUAUUGUGGUCAAAUAUACAUCUCAUAAAAUUAUCAUUUUAACUAUGGUGAAAAGAAGCUCUUUGGCAUCAACUAUUUGCAUAAGUGUGCAGCCAUGAGCAUCAUGCAUGUACAUUUCUGAGAGGGCAUCAUCUACACAGCUGCAUUUCCCAGGUUCAAGGCUGAUGGGCAGAGAAGGGAAGAGUGGGUUUGGGACUUAGGGCAGACCUUGUCCAAGCCCAGCUAUAACUGAAGCCUCUCCCACAGGAGAGGCUGUAGAGCCUGAGUGGGAGGACUUCACGCACUGGGGCGGCUCUCACUUUCUACUUCCCCUGUACUCUCUCUCUUGCUCCCUGCCCCAAGAUGUCAGGUAGACAGAUGUACUAGUGUGUUGGAUGUGGUAUAUAUUUUUAUAUUAAAUGACCUAUAAGCACAAUUGUACCUUUUAGUAAGCCAUUGUGAAAUACCAGUAGUUAUUAUUUUUUAACACUGUGGGUAUCUGCUGACCAGGCUUGGUCCCAGUACGCCUCUGCAUUCACAGGUUUGUUUUGUACCUUAAGGAAGUGAGCUGCGGGGUCUUAGUGAAGGUACACUCUGCUUCUGCUUCCUAGACCAAUGGGACAGAACAGUGAGUUUUCUAUAUAUAGCAAAUAUUAUAUAGGGAGGGAGUACUCAAUAAUUUGAUGCAUUUGCAUGGGUGAUGCAUGUCACCUUGGCCUCUCAUUGGAAUUUCGCCCAUCCCAUCAUGGACUUGAUUACCCCAAAACAAGUAACUUUAUGUUCAGACCCAAUAUCACCAUGUACAAGAGGACAAUGUUAACCUACCUCCCGAGGCAGAGAAUAGUAUUUUUUAAAGCACUUUAGAAUAGUGAACAUGGCUCAGAGGCACUAAUGCACAAGAUUCCAUUUAAAGUCAGCUUGAGGAAAACUGGGCAAGCGUUGGCUCCCUACUGCAAGCGGACAUGAAUCUGGACCGUAGGGCCAUGGGUGCCAGCCUUGGGGCACACCGCUCCACCAGGUACCACUGCAGUCACUGUGUUACUGUAAGCCAUACUGAAACUUCUCUUAAGCAGCUGAUAAGCUUUAGUAUUUCUGCACAAACGGCCUUGGCAUAGCUUUUGUGCCCACAUGAACUGGUCCAAGCUUCCCAUGUGAUUUGUGGUCUGGUCCUGGGAUGAAUUGGGUCUGCCUCAUGUUUUUUUCUUUUCCUCUUUCUUUUAGGCUUCCUCAUAGUUUUUCUUUGUUUCUGUUUACAUGUAAGUUCCACUCGUGAAUACACCAAAUCUCUCUUACACAACCACCCUAUUGAAUGGUUUUCACUUUAUUUUUCUAAUCUACAUUUCAAAGGAUGUAUGUAUAAAGUGAAAAUAAAUUUUGAAAAAAAAUCUACUCUUGUUAGUCUAAUAUACAUUGUAAAAAUGUCUAUCUUCUAAAUAAAGUAAAUAUUAUAAAAGUACUUGAAAAGAUACCU
Mus caroli (Ryukyu mouse) is the source of this 3777-nucleotide messenger RNA. It is a transcript of the gene Napepld, whose product is annotated as N-acyl phosphatidylethanolamine phospholipase D. NCBI's taxonomy places the organism in Eukaryota, Metazoa, Chordata, Mammalia, Rodentia, Muridae. Gene Ontology annotation, molecular function: zinc ion binding; N-acylphosphatidylethanolamine-specific phospholipase D activity. The record is from RefSeq and is a predicted model, not a curated record. Gene Ontology annotation, cellular component: membrane-bounded organelle; cytoplasm. Gene Ontology annotation, biological process: N-acylethanolamine metabolic process; N-acylphosphatidylethanolamine metabolic process.